Molecule: messenger RNA, 1602 nt
Organism: Oncorhynchus tshawytscha (Chinook salmon)
Lineage: Eukaryota; Metazoa; Chordata; Actinopteri; Salmoniformes; Salmonidae
Exons: 3
Coding region: 1-1368 (455 amino acids)
Source: RefSeq, a predicted model, not a curated record
AUGGAAGUUGAGCAGAGGCAAACAGGUGGCAGCUAUCCCCAGGAUCAAUUCAGACCAGCCUCUCACACUUCUGGUUCGGUCCAGAGUGAAGCUACUUACCGCGGGACUGGAUACAACACACUCGGAGGCUUUGCUCCAAGCUCCCUCCAGCCAGCCCCAAGGGGCUCUGGAUCUAUCCCCAGCAGCUUUACCUCCGCCCAGACAAAGGGCCAGUUUCAAGUUGGGGUAAAGAGAAUCCAGGCCAACACUCUUCGUACUGUACAGCCUCACUCCGGCAGCUCUGGACUAGUCCAGAAUCCUGAUGUUGUGUUUAAUGUCCAGAGUAGAACUGCCUCUAACCUGAAACCAUCUACUCCUAACUAUGGCUCUACCCAGAGUGAAUUCAAGUUCUCCACCUCCAGACAACCCAACCAAGGCCUUGUCCAGACUCUGAGUAGAGGAGCCCCCAGCCUCUAUGGUCAAACUGCCACCCACACCACCUCCCUCACCCACUAUGUCCAGGACCUGAAGCAAGGGAGCAGCUUCCCUUCCCUGGCUUUCAAGGGACCAAUGGAGAUCUCUGCCCGGUCAAUUUCCACUCCUGACCGUGAAGUUCCCUCAAGUGGUUCUUCACAAACUUCAUUUAGACCAGGUUCUACUGAAGGUGGGAGUGCAACAAACCGCUACAAGCCUAGCUUCUCCCAAGAUGUCAUGCAAUACCAGAGCAACUCUGCCAGUAGAAGUGUUUCAACUUCCAAUCAAUAUGCCCAAACCUCUGGCCAGAGAAUAGAUGGAGCCUCUACCUCAAGUCGCGGCCUGGCCUCUCGCUCCAGUCUUUUUCGCCCCAGCUCUACAGCUAGUGGAAACUCCUAUGGCGCCUACAAGCCUGGCUCUGACCUUGGUGCAACACCAAGCCAAAGCUUGUUUACCUCUAACCAAGGUGGAAGGGGUUCAACAUACAGCCAGAAUCUCCUUGUAAAACCUGCCCAAGGGAAGUACGGACAAAUGUCUGCUCAGUGGGGGAGCUACCAGCCCAGCUAUGCUGCCAGUAGUGGGCCAGUCUCCAGCCUCUUCAGUUCUACCCAGGCUGCCAGAUCUUCAACAUUCAUCCAGAAUGCUCCUGCCCCAGCCCAGAAGCCAAGUGGCUCUAAACCUGUCCCCAGUCAACGCUAUCAGCCCAGCUAUUUGUUCAAUGCAGUGAAGUCCAACACUAGCUCUGCCAGACGUCCCACCCAGAGCCUCUUGUCUAGCAGCUAUGGCCCUACCCAGAGCAGGACCAGCAGUGCCAGCUCGAUCAACCCUCGCCGCUUUGCCCUGACCAUCAUGCACAGCAUCCCAGAAUUGUACGGCGGAUCUACAAUCCACCGGCUCAAAGACCCUACUCGGUAGGAGUAGUGCCUCCCCUAGCCACUCAACCCAGCUCUUCAAGUGUCAGCAAGCCACAGCCAAACCACUAUCUGCCAAGCAGAAAGGCCCUAGCACAACCUAAAUUGAGUCCAGAGCUUUAGGGGAGUCCAGAACAUGACGAAGUGGCAUCUGUAGCCACCAGUUGAGGUGCUGUGACCUGGAAGUGUUGUCAGGACUUCUCUACUUCAAUUGUUUUAAAUAAAAUUUACUAAUACA